AUGGAGUAUACACGCGAGAUACUAGCAGGCGUAUUGGCGCUCGCCUCAUGGAGAAACCUGGCCUUGCUUCUUGCAGUGACUAACUUGAAAAGUCUCCCAUUAUCUUGGCACUUCCGUUUGCUGUAUCACUUCGUAAGCAACCUACGUUUGAAACCCAGUGCGCCACUUUUCCCCAAGGGGAGACUCAUUGUGGACUCCCGAGGCAAACCAACACAUCCCAUCUUCGUACCAUGCAUGGUCACAUCUCGCACGCCGUUGCUAGAGACCGAUUACAACCUGCACAAAUCCAACAGCACCUACUUCACGGAUCUGGACAUUUCGCGUACAACGCUGGUGACCCGACUUUACAGUCCUGGAGUCGGCAAUGUGAGCAAGGAGCUCGACCAGGAGUUCCUAGCCGCAAGCAAGAAAGAGGGAAAGCCAGCGCCAAGGCGCAAGCCGAUGUCGAUUGUACUCGGAUCUGUUUACUGCACAUUCAAGCGCGAGAUCAAGCCAUACGAACUAUAUGAGAUGCACUCUAAGGUGAUCUCUUGGGAUGCGAAGUGGAUGUACAUCUUGACCUGCUUCAUGCGACCUGCAAGCCACAGUGGCGGCGAAAAGGUGGUCCUUGCUGUGGGUCUUAGCAAGUACGUGGUCAAGAAGGGCCGGCUGACUGUUCCCCCGGAGCGGCUUCUACGCGCUAGCGGAUUCCUUCCCGCGCCGUCCUCCGGGAGUGAAGACAAGACCGCGCUAGCCGACGUCAAUUCCUCAGCCGAAGCUUCCGACGUUGGCACCCCUGCUAGUGGUGAAGGUAUCACGGCCAUGGGAGGCGUGGAUGGAUCGUUGGCUCGGGAGGUAUUGAAGAUAAACGAUGAGCAGAUUCCGAGCCAGGAGACACUGGAUAAGCAGCAGAAGGAGAAUACUGACUCGUGGGAUGUCGCAGAGUGGACCUGGGAGCGGAUUGAACAGGAACGCCUGCGGGGAUUGAAGGUUGUCGAUGGAUAUAUUAAUUUGGAUACCCAGCUUUUCGAUGAAUGGGUGCAAUAG
Molecule: messenger RNA, 1026 nt
Organism: Penicillium roqueforti
Lineage: Eukaryota; Fungi; Ascomycota; Eurotiomycetes; Eurotiales; Aspergillaceae
Product: acyl-CoA thioesterase
Exons: 2
Coding region: 1-1026 (341 amino acids)
Source: RefSeq, a predicted model, not a curated record